Rhizophagus irregularis DAOM 181602=DAOM 197198 is the source of this 756-nucleotide messenger RNA. RefSeq lists its product as uncharacterized. The record is from RefSeq and is a predicted model, not a curated record. Lineage: Eukaryota; Fungi; Glomeromycota; Glomeromycetes; Glomerales; Glomeraceae.
AUGACAGAAAUUGGGCAAGAUAAUCCAAUUGUUUUUUUAAAUACUUAUACACGAAUUUUUGAUAUCAAAGAUAAGUUUGAAUAUAGAUAUAAAUUAUGUAAUGACAAAUUUAUAUGUAGUUUGAAAUUUAAUAAUCAAUACUGGGAAUCAUCAGAGAAACCGGAAAAAAAAUUAGCAAAAGAAGAUGUUGCAAGAAUUGUUAUUAAAGAAUUAAUGAUUCACGUUCCGGAAAAAUUCAAACAAGUUGAUAGAUUAUUGAGAAAUACUGAAGCAAAUGAAUCAAAAAAUGAUAUACAAGCCAAUCUUGCUGGAGAAGGAAACAGUUGUAGUAGUGAAUCAAAGAAAGAUAAAGAAACUAGUCCUGCUGGAGAAAAAAUGUUGACAAAAUAUGAAAUAACAAAAAUUGGAAAAAAUUUAAAUCCAAUCAUUUUUUUGAAUACCUAUACAAAUAGGUUCGACAUUAAAGAUAAACUUCAAUAUGAAUUCAGAUCAUCCAAUAACAAAUUUACAUAUAGUUUGAAAUUUAAAGAUCAAUACUGGGAAUCAGUAGAGAAACAAAAUAAGAAACAAGCAAAAGAAGACGUUGCAAGGAUUGCUGUAAAUUAUUUAAUAACUCAAGAUCCUGAGAAAUGUGAACGAAUUUACAGACUUUUAAGAACUGCCAAGCCUAAUAUAAAAGCAAGUCUAAGGUAUCAAAACAAGUUAAAGCAACAAAAAAAGAAAUGGCAGGCUUUAUCAUUUCAAAAAAAUUCAUAA